AUGGUAAAUCCCAAACAGAUUGAAGAUAUCACCUCCAUUUUUGACUAUUUGCAGCCAUGGAUGGACUUCAUGAGCUCUCUUCCUCAAGAUGGGAAAGUAGUUUUAGUUGGCCAUAGUUUUGGCGGCAUUUGUAUUUCUCUGGCCAUGGAAAACUUCCCUGAGAAAGUCUUGGCGGCUGUUUUUGUGGCAGCCUUUAUGCCCAAUUGCAAUGUCCCGCUAAUCACCAUACAACAAGAAUUCUUCAGAUGGACGCCCAUGGACUCGCUUAUGGAUUGCACAUUUACAUUUGGUGCUGGCCCCGAAAACCUCCCGACUUCUGGCUGUUUUGGUUCAAUUUACUUGGAAGAAAGGAUGUAUUUGCAAAACUAUCUGACUGCCUAUAGAUUGCCGAAUAUGCAGGAGAAAGAAUUAGCGAAAAUGCUAGUUAGACCAUGUGGAACAUUCUUGAAAGACUUGGCAAAGGAAUGCCCACUAACAGAAGCAAAAUAUGGCUUCAUAAACCGGGUAUAUGUAGUGUGCCAUGAUGAUGGUGUGACGAAGGAAGGAUUUCAAAGAUGGGUAAUCGAGAAUAGCCCACCAAAAGAAGUGAAAGCCAUUCAUAAAGCCGACCAUGUGGUCAUGCUGUCAAAGCCCCAAGAACUUUGUCAGUGUCUCCAAGAGAUCGCCCAAAAAUAUUAG
Messenger RNA from Mangifera indica (mango), 678 nucleotides. RefSeq names its product methylesterase 10-like. Lineage: Eukaryota; Viridiplantae; Streptophyta; Magnoliopsida; Sapindales; Anacardiaceae. Bases 1 to 678 code for a protein of 225 amino acids. Gene Ontology annotation, biological process: salicylic acid metabolic process; jasmonic acid metabolic process. The transcript is spliced from 3 exons. The record is from RefSeq and is a predicted model, not a curated record. Gene Ontology annotation, molecular function: methyl indole-3-acetate esterase activity; methyl jasmonate esterase activity; methyl salicylate esterase activity.